Molecule: messenger RNA, 1002 nt
Organism: Auanema sp. JU1783
Lineage: Eukaryota; Metazoa; Nematoda; Chromadorea; Rhabditida; Rhabditidae
Source: the annotation of a GenBank genome assembly
AUGCGGGGAUGUGAAUGCUUGCAUGAGCCAACAGAUGGAGUGGCAGGAACGGCUAAUUUGAUUAUGAUAGUAUGCAUAUUGCCAGUUAUAUCCCUGCUUGGAAUCAUUUUAAAUUUCAUCAACAUAACAGUCUUUUCGGAUCAACGAGGAACAGCAGCCAAGUAUCUAACGGCUUUAUCAUGUAGUGACGUCGGAGUUUGUAUGGCUGGAAUAUUUGUGAUUUGCUCCGAUUCAUUACGAGCUCAUUCCUUCUUUGUUGAUCAAUUGUUUGUAUUUCUUUUACCCAAAAUUAUUCCACUCGGCUUAUUUUUUCAGAUGUUAUCAGUUUAUAUUACCGUAUUAGCUGCUUUUGAUUGCUUCGUUUCUGUCUACAGAGGAACAUCUGUAACAACAGCCAGAGGUAUAUGGGCCCCUCGUGUAUUAGCUGUAAUCGUCAUAAUCGUUGCUUUUUAUAACCUCGUACAAUUUGGAGAUUUACAAGCAAUUGAAUGUCUUCAUCCAGAUAAUUUCACUUUAUAUGAACUAUGCCCAACAGAAUUACGAGUCAGUGAAGCUUAUGUUGUUGUUUAUAAGGGUUACAUGUAUGCUUUAUCAAUGGCUUUUAUCCCCUUUGUCUUAUUAUCAAUUCUAACCGUUGGAAUUCUAUCCAUACUUCGUCGUAAUCAAGAUUCUGAAAAAAGCGAUUGUUCUGAAGCUCAAGAACAAAGUUCAACGACCGUUCUACUACUAGUCAUAUUUCUAUUCUUAGCUUGUAAUGUUACAUCCCUACUGGUUAACAUCUUCGAAAUGUUUCAUAUUACAUUGCCUGUGUCACAUGAAGCUAUUCUCAUUGAUGUUGGCAACUUUCUUGUGGUCAUUAAUGCCACUGCAAACUUCUUCAUAUACUAUCUGUCUUCCCCAGAGUACAAAUCUGAUGUUCAAAGACGAUUCAGAAGGACGAUAGGACGCUUAUCUAAGCGAAAGCCAAUAGAUUUACUUCAUAACCAUGUGGAAUAUGUUUAA